This is a messenger RNA of Staurois parvus, 275 nucleotides long. Lineage: Eukaryota; Metazoa; Chordata; Amphibia; Anura; Ranidae. The record is from the annotation of a GenBank genome assembly.
UGACAAAAUGGAACCCACCAGCAGUGUGAGGAGACCUGAAAGUGGCACAUGGCAGAGUGUGGCGAUGGAGACAGCAGCAAUGGGAGGCCGUACAGGGACCCAUGAGACACUCUGGACCUGGCAGCAGCAAGGGAGAGGCGAUUACAGGGCCCAUGGCAGAUUACGGGCGUAAGCAAUGGUGAGGCCCGUUAAUCUGCCAGCACCCUAUGACAAAAGGCCACCAGCAGUGUGUUGAAAACAUGGCAGAGUUAACAUGUUUGGGGCAUGAUUCAUGG